Messenger RNA from Closterium sp. NIES-67, 439 nucleotides. Lineage: Eukaryota; Viridiplantae; Streptophyta; Zygnematophyceae; Desmidiales; Closteriaceae. The record is from the annotation of a GenBank genome assembly.
GAUGCCGGAUGCCACCCAUUAGGUACAAUGUGAUGCGACUGGAGGGAGGGCGCAUGGGGGCAGUCAAUGGCAUGCGACCCAAUGGGCAGGUGGAUGACACGUGCUUGCAAUCGCGGGAGGUGUGGACAGGUGUCACGUACGGAUUGGCUGCCACAAUGAUCUAUGAGGCCUUCCGCACAGCGCAGGGCAUUCACCAGGCGGGGUGGAACGACCUGGGUUAUUGGUUCCAAACCCCGGAGGGUUGGGACACUGAUGGUCGCUUUCGCUCAUUAGCAUACAUGCGGCCACUUGCCAUCUGGGCUAUGCACUCGGCCUUGAGCAGUGCAGAAAUUAAGAAGUCUUAACACCGAAGAAGGGAACUCGCCAGUGAAUGUAUCUAAACGCCUCAUUAUUUCAUGUGUUUGUGUUUCAUUCAUGUGAAGUGCAAAUAUGAACGAGC